This is a messenger RNA of Lichtheimia ornata, 1512 nucleotides long. RefSeq lists its product as uncharacterized. Gene Ontology annotation, biological process: aldehyde metabolic process. The transcript is spliced from 13 exons. Lineage: Eukaryota; Fungi; Mucoromycota; Mucoromycetes; Mucorales; Lichtheimiaceae. Gene Ontology annotation, molecular function: aldehyde dehydrogenase (NAD+) activity. The record is from RefSeq and is a predicted model, not a curated record. The coding region runs from base 1 to 1512 and encodes 503 amino acids. Gene Ontology annotation, cellular component: cytoplasm.
AUGGUCGAACUCGAAUAUACGCCAUGCGAUGCUAUUCCCUCUGUCGUACAUGAAUUGCAGCAUUCUUUCAACGUCGGCUUGACAAGAGACUUGAGCUUUCGCAAAAAACAACUCCAAAACCUAAAGCGAUUUUGCGAAGAACAAAAGAGUGCUAUGCAGGAUGCCAUGUAUGCCGAUCUCCACAAGCAUAAAAUUGAAUCAGCAGUCGCCGAGAUUGCACUCGUACACGAUGAAUGCAAAUACAUGCUUUCGAACCUUGAUCGACUCGCCAAACCUACUCCCACCAAAAAGCGCUUUCAAAUGAAUCGAUUCGAUAAAACCUACGUUCGUAAAGAGCCAAAAGGUGUUGUCACUGUCAUUGGUGCUUGGAAUUACCCGAUCAAUUUGCUUUUGAUUCCCCUUGUUGGCGCCAUUGCAGCUGGUUGUUGCGUUGUGAUCAAGCCAUCCGAGGUUGCAGUCAACACAGCCAAUGUGAUCACCAAAGAGCUUCCAAAGUACCUUGACAAGCGUGCCUACACCAUUGUAAAUGGUGGUCCCGCCGAGACAACUGUACUUUUAGAACAAAAGUUGGGCCAUAUCUUUUAUACUGGCAAUGGCACUGUUGGCAAGAUUAUCAUGACAGCUGCUGCCAAGACCUUGACUCCCGUCACCUUGGAAUUGGGUGGAAAGUCGCCUGCUUUCAUCGCACCCGAUGCCGAUUUCGAGUUGACUGCUCGACGUCUUUUGUGGGGCAAGUUCUAUAACGCUGGUCAGACUUGCGUUGCACCUGAUUAUGUGAUGGUCUCCAAGGAUCAACAAGAACGCUUUUUAACUGUUCUUCGCAAGGUCGUUCGCGAAUUUUACACCGAUGAUCCCCAAAAGAGCAACUCGUAUGGCCGCAUCAUCAACACUCGCCAAUUCGAUCGACUCAAGGGCAUCCUAGACGCUUGUGAUCCCAAUUCGAUUGUGACAGGCGGCGCCACUAACCGAGAAGACCUGUAUAUUGCACCCACUAUCGUCAAAGAUGUGACCAACGAUUCUCCUUUGAUGAAGGAUGAGCUAUUUGGUCCCAUUCUCCCUGUGGUGCCUGUCAAGGACAUGGAUGAAGCUAUUGUCAUUGUCAACUCUCGUGAUCAUCCUUUGGCAUUGUACGUCUUUACAAAGUCGAGCACGACUUACAACCAUAUUCUUGAUAAUUGCAACUCUGGCGGUGUUCUUGUCAAUGACACAUUGAUGCAUUUGGCGGAGACCUCGCUUCCUUUUGGCGGCGUUGGCGGUUCUGGAAUGGGCAACUACCAUGGCGACAAGUCGUUUGAUGCAUUCACCCAUCAUCGCGCUACUAUGAUCAAAUCGACGCAAUUUGACAGCUUGCUUGCAACACGCUAUCCUCCUUACACGGCUGAUAAAGAAUACAUUAUGAACAUUAUGGUUUAUGGCUUGCCAUCGUCCAUCGGUGGAAAGAUCAAGACCGUAUUCCGAGCAUGCUCAACAGCAUACCGCGUCUUUUUCCGCCGUCAGCAGACUAUUGCUUAA